AUAUAAUGUUAAGGCCUUCUACACCACUGAUUGUUUAGAAGUUAGUAAGAGGCUUUGGUAAACUAUUGCUGGGUUGCAAUGAGUGGCUUAAGGCCUGAGUCUCAUGUAGCACAGCAAUUUAGGCGUGAGAAACUGAGAAUCCAGAACAUUUCCCAUCAUUAUCAAGACUUCCCUCACAAUCUGGAACAUUUGUCUUCACACCAAGGGUUCAACAUGGAUCUUCUUCAGGUCAGAAAUGUUAGAAAUGCCAACAACAUGCUUGAUGAACCGGCUGCAAUUUAUUCAUCAGAAAUUCCCAACUUCUCCUUCACUUCAAAUCCUUCUCCAAGGUUGGAGUAUCAAGAACUAGGUGAACCUAGUAGGCUAAUGAUGCAUCAUCAAUAUGGUUCUUUUCCCCACCAAACCAGUGAUUUGAACAUUGUAAACUAUGCAAGCAACAACAACAACACUUUUCAUGCUUAUGAACCCAACAAUGGUGUAUAUGCUAAUAUCAUGGUGCAGAAUGAGAAUCCCUCUGCUUUAUAUCAAAGUGCUUGGAAUGAUGUAGCGAAAAUAGCUUCACUGAUGCAGCAAAAUGGCCAAGGCAUUUGGGAAGGGGAUGCUAGUACUGAAUCUGAACAACAACACCAACCAAGCUUUGGAAAUCAGAAUCACCUAAAUCAAUUGCGUUUUGGGUGGACUAAUCCUAUUCCUCUGUGUUUCACAGACAAAAAGAUUGAUGUAGAUUCAAAUCCUCAAAGCUUGUCCUUAUCGCUCUCAUCAUCAUCAAAUGCUUGUGUUAAUUCUCAGUUUGAAGAAGGGUCUGUAUCUAGAGAUUGUGGGAAAUCACCACAAGACAUGGUUUCAAGGACUAGUUUUAGAAAUGUGGGUCCCCUUGGCCCUUUCACUGGCUAUGCUACUAUUCUCAAGAGUUCAAGGUUUUUGAAGACUUCUCAAGAUUUGUUAGAAGAGUUUUGUUAUUGUGUAUCUGGUAAGAAAUUGGCCAAAAGAUGUGAUCUUUCUGAGAGGGUUUCUGAGGAUGCUUGUGGUUCUACUUCUACUGAUGUUGUCACUGUCGCUGUCAAUCAAACUGGGGUUGCUUCGAAAGCUAGCAAUUCAGGUUCUUCAUCAUCUAUGUUUCAUGUUUCAAGUGAAAAUAGAGGUGCUGAUUGGGGGGCUGGAAGUACUAGCUGUGGUGUUUCUUCUCUGCUGGAUUAUCAACAGAAGAAAGCAAAGCUUCUGUACAUGCAAGAAGAGGUCACCAGGAGAUACAAACAGUACCAUCAACAAAUGCAAAUGGUUGUUUCAUCCUUUGAAUCUGUGGCAGGUCUAAGUUCAGCUACUCCUUACAUGUCAAUGGCUUUCAAGUCGGUUUCAAAACACUUCAGGUGCCUUAACAAUUCUAUCUCAGAUCAGGUCAAGCUUAUAAGCCAAGUCUUGGGAGAGGAUUUGACAAUACCCAACACAAGUGCUAGUAGUAAAAUUGACACUAAUAAUAUGGCAUUAAGGCUAAGGUGCAUGGACCAAAGCUUGCAAAAUAACAAAUCUAGCAGGGGCGCCAUAACCCUUCUUGAACAACAACUACAGCAUCAUCAUGUUUGGAGGCCCCAGAGAGGGUUACCGGAACGUGCAGUGGCGAUUCUUAGAGCGUGGUUGUUUGAGCAUUUUCUUCAUCCUUACCCCACAGACACUGAUAAACACAUGUUGGCUAUGCAAACAGGUCUUUCGCGAAACCAGGUAUCAAAUUGGUUCAUCAAUGCUCGUGUCCGCGUGUGGAAGCCAAUGGUUGAGGAAAUACACACACUUGAAACCAAAACAACAAGUGCCAAAGACAACACUAUUAAAAAUGAGGGAACUUGUGGCACUGAAAUUGGUAGUACCAGCAUGCAGCCUAUUGUCGAUAAGUCUCUGAGCAAGUUUGGCAUGCAUACAAUGCCUGAAAACCAAAUCCAGAGUAUGGAAAUGGGUUCAUCCAUAAAUGCUGAGGGAUUAAAUGCAGAACAAUGGAGUCAAGAGAAGCGGUCUAAAUUGGAAUACCAAAUGAGUUCAGGCAUGGAUGGCACUGUUAUGGGUUUAUUGCCAUGCAGAAAUGGUGGAAUUGAGGUUGGGGGACUCGGGUCCGUGUCACUGACAUUGGGCCUUAGGCAUGGCUUUGAAGGAAUGCAACACCAGCAUCAACAACUACAAGAGGAACAGCUUAGGCAUCACCUUGGAGGGCAAAUGAUACAUGACUUUGUAGGGUGAUUGAUUGAUUGACUAUCAUGCAUUGUAGAGCGAAUUUGAAUUUCUAGCCAUCAAAGAUUUCCUAUAGUCACACAAUCAUGCAAUCGAAGCCGGUUGAUUAAGA
Lotus japonicus is the source of this 2326-nucleotide messenger RNA. Its product is annotated as BEL1-like homeodomain protein 8. The record is from RefSeq and is a predicted model, not a curated record. Bases 79 to 2223 code for a protein of 714 amino acids. Gene Ontology annotation, molecular function: RNA polymerase II cis-regulatory region sequence-specific DNA binding; DNA-binding transcription factor activity, RNA polymerase II-specific. The transcript has 4 exons. NCBI's taxonomy places the organism in Eukaryota, Viridiplantae, Streptophyta, Magnoliopsida, Fabales, Fabaceae. Gene Ontology annotation, biological process: regulation of transcription by RNA polymerase II.